Molecule: messenger RNA, 710 nt
Organism: Hibiscus syriacus
Lineage: Eukaryota; Viridiplantae; Streptophyta; Magnoliopsida; Malvales; Malvaceae
Product: classical arabinogalactan protein 26-like
Exons: 1
Coding region: 104-514 (136 amino acids)
Source: RefSeq, a predicted model, not a curated record
AUCUCAUCACAUUCUUCUCCUUUUUCAUACUCUAAUCUCUCUUUUCUACAUAUUCGUUUAUUCAAAACUUCCAUAGUUGGAGGAUACCAAUCUCGAUCUUUCGAUGGCUAGUGCUACCAUUUGGUCAUUCAUUUUGUUCAUGGCUGGUUUUUGUUCACUAGCUUCAAGUUCAUACUCGUCUCAGCUCCAUGUUCAAUACUCAACUAUAUCGGCUGCACCGGCAUUCUUGCCGUUUGCUCCUCUAUCGUCUGCUCCGAGCUUAUCUCCGGAUAUUGAACCUUUGCUUCCUACUCCUAAAGGCAUGGCACCGGCUCCGGCUGAUUCGUCGAUCCCCACUAUCCCUUCAAUCCCCAGCCCUCCUAAUCCAGACGGUAUGUUGGCCCCUGGCCCUGGUUUUGCACUUGCACGGUCUGGUUCUUUGCCGGAAUCGGGUUCGGUUUCUUUAACAUCGGAUGGAGCUAUGAAAUCUACAUUGUUUCUUGGUUUAGUAGUGGCAGUUUUGUUAUUGCAGUAGCUUUCUGGUGUGGGAGGUUUCGGUGGUGGCUACUUCAAUUAUUAUUCCUACUGGAGCACUGGUUUCACUUUUUUUUUUAUUGUUUCUUUGUUUUUGUUUUCUAGUAUAUAUUACUUGGUUUCAUGUUAGGUAAACCAAGUGUAUGGCAUUGCUAUAAACUGUUUUUAUUCUGGUAGAAUAAAGUUCACAAUGUGAU